UUACCACACUUAGCUGAGCUGCAGCGCAGAGGGCCAGACAGCGCGCAGCCUGAGAGAAAAGAUGUGCACGCCAACAGACGGCCUGAAAGACUGGCUGGCCUCGGCACAGCCCUGCUUUUGAUUAAGGAGCAACGGACAGUAGGUCACUCUCAAAUGCCAGGCCUUGCCAACUGACAUCAUCUGCAAUUUGCAAAAUGAGUGAGGUGGCCAUCCUUUACACUGGUGAAGCUGCUGAGUGGGCCAAUUAUCUCCAGGUCAUCUUUCAGUCCUCACGGCAAUUCCCUAAGAACUCUGUCGUCUUGCACCUAGUGGACAGCGAGGCCCCUCUGGAGGACCUGGACUCGAGGGCCCUCUCGGACGUCAGGUGCAUUUUACUCUUGCUGUCCGCCGUCUUCCUGGACAUUCAGAGUGAGCCGGAGGUAUACGAAACAUUCCAGAAUCUUCUGUGUUCUCCGCACACCGUGGUGGUGUUCCUGUGUGGAGUGUCCGAGGAGGACGUGAGCUCUGAUUACUUUGAACACUGGGACAGUUGGAAGAAGCUCACCGCUGAUGACGAGCCACAGGUGUAUGUCCGCACUGUGCUGGAGGCCAUUACCAAUGCUUCUAAAGAUCCUGGACCUGCGCGGCAGGAGGAGGACUGGCCGGCUCCCCCACCGCCUGAAGAGGUGCCUCCUCCCCCUGAGAGCGAGGAGAACAUCGUCCCUCCUGAUGACCCAUCACCUACGGCCGCUGUGUGCGACGAUGGGGGGGAGCAGGGGAUCGUUCUCUCACCACUUGACAAGAGUCGAGACACCUGCCCCAUCCCCCAGGCCUGUGUCACGGUGCAGCCAGAGAGAAUACCAUGUGGGGAAAAUGUAACUGUGUACGUCAUCCUGCUGAAUAAACUGGACGAUCAGGAAAACGUUGAGAUGGAAUUUUCGGGUGAAGACCACAGCAAACGUGUUCCUGGAAAUUUUGUGAAUGAGUAUACCGUCAGUGGCCCGUCACCUGAUAUGCCAUCAGGAGAGGUGACUCUCACCCUGUACAGCCACAACUCGCCAAUUUGUUCCAAACGCCUGACUUAUUACACACCAAUGGAUGAAAUAAACUACCAUCUGGACAGAGCAAUGGACCCUGUCCAGUUCAUGUGCCAGGCAUUUGAUAUCACGAGUAACGCCACAGAAUCACUGGAUAGUUUACUAACUGAAUCUCUCAAGUCCCGAAUGCCUCCAAAUGGACUCAAGGUGUUUGGAAUUUGUCAACUCGAGGAAGAAAAUCUCUCCGUUAAUCAGAGAGAUGAGGAGUUGCCAACGUUGCUCCACUUUGCAGCAAAAUAUGGACUCAAGAAACUGACAAUCGUUCUCCUGCAGUGUCCUGGUGCUUUGCAGGCUUAUAGUGUAGCGAACAAGCAGGGGGACUAUCCCAACAGCCUAGCGGAAAAGAACGGCUUCUCUGCUCUACGACAGUUUAUGGACAACUAUGUUGAGUCAGCAGACAUGAUUGAAACUGACAUGCAGGAUUCUCUGGCCGAUCCAAUAAACGAGGACGUGUACGAGCCCAUGACCCGUCCAUCUCAGGAGACACAGGACAACAUCCCUAAGUACUCGCUCAAGGAGGACAUCUAUGAGUCCAUGAGAGAGCUGGCCCCUGAGUAUGAAGGCCUAUAUGAAGAUAUGGAGACUGCAUUAGGAGAAACACAUAACCAAGAAGAUACUUUGCUGCGAAAGUUUUUCGAAGUGCGCUCAGGGCCACCUGUUGGCCUAGAGAUGGGCCACAUGCCUGGUGAGCACCAGCUGCGAGAGGAGGAAGAGGAGGCUGACUUCCUGGAGGGGGAGGAGGAAGAGGACCCCUACAACCUCUGUAUGAACGAGCAGAUAUACGACACAGUAGAUGACCAGUCGAUCGUUCCCCCCGAGAUCAUGAACCGGCCCCCAGCCCCGAUACCCAGGCCCUCGAGAACGUUGGACAUGCAGGAGAACAUAACGUAUAUCUCACGUGUGUUUUCUGAGAAAGACAGCACCUACUCCCAAUGCAAUCGCCAAGACCAGCCGCCCACACAGGUGCGGCCUGUGAGGGAUAGACUGCUAAGCAGUGCCCAUGACCCGUACGCUGGGAUGAAGACGCCAGGCCAGAGGCAGCUCAUUGCCCUGCAGGAGAGAGUGAAGGUGGGGUCGCUGACUGUGGAAGAGGCCGUGCAGGAGUUUAAGGCCUGGAAGUUUGAUCAGGACAAGCGGGGAAACUCCUUACGAUAUCAGCAGGAAAAUAUUCAGCGUUUGCGUGACAGCAUCACACGUCGGCAUAAAGAGAAGGGGAAGUCAUCAAUGGGAGAUCUGGACAUAACGCCGCCGAUGCAGAGGAACCUGCAGUGGCCCGGGGGCGUGAGUGUCGAGUGUGCCGUUUACGAGCCCGGUGUGAGGACCUCUGCUCCGCCCCCCCCGGUCAGCCGGACUCUACAGAGGGGAGGGUGGCAGACCGGCAGCACCUCCAGCAACUCCAGCAGCGAGAGCAACCGCCUGAGCACACUGAGCAACAUCAGCUACAGCAGUGGAGCAGAGGGGGACUUUGAGGAUGCUCCAGAUUUAGGCCCCCUGCCGCCACGACCCUCCCGAUAUGUUGACGACCCCCCACUUCCACCUCCCAGAAUACCCCCUCGGCUUCCAGAAAGGACUCCUGAGAGCAUGCUGAACGAGCGCUACAUCCAGAGUCCAAGCCGCCUCCUCCCCCAGCUUCCUCCACAGAGACCGAUUCCACCUCCGCCCGUACCACGGAGGCUGCGGUGAUGCGCGCCUCGACCUUUUCCACCUGUCGCAGCGCAUCUUUUCACUUUCAGGUAUAAAACCACUACCGCAUGUCAGGUAGUCGAGGUCGGUCGAUGGAGCGCUCACACCGUUAUCUGUGACGAAAGGGCUUAAUCUUUUGGACAAAUGUGUGACUUUCUUGAGACCGCUGUUGUGAAGGCAUGCCAUUUCCUCCCAAAAGUGGUGGCUUGUGAAAUAGACUGACAUAACUCAAGGUCUGCCUUGGAUCUCAGUGGUUUGAAUUGUGGCUGGCCAAUGAAGUGCGUAUAACCUGUAGUUCUAAUACAUUUUCCUUCGGUCGUAGCUUUCACAUUUUUGGAUGCAUACAAAAAAGACUGAUUUUGUUUGCUCAUUCAUUUUCAUUGUUCAGUGUCUUUCAGGAUGCAAUAUACAUUAAGACGUACCAUUUUGUGAACUGAAAAAUCUCAACUGCUUGAGAACUUCUUGGUGGUCUUGAUGUUCUCGUGGUCUUGUUUUCCCCAUUAAGCACACAAUUAGUAUGCAAAUCUAUGGUAGUGUCAUGUUGGUUGUGUCUGAGUAAUUCAGUAGACUAUUACAAACUGAAGUAUCAUAAUAAUACAUAAUAAUUGUGCUGACAAAGAAAAUCGAACAAACCAAAAUGUGCAAGCCUACAAUUUCUUCAACAAUGGCUUUUAUUUAUUUUUCUGUACUUUACAUGAUGAUGACAGUAAGCUGUGUGUAUGUGAACAAAAGUAUGCAUGUUUUAGAGACAUUUUAUAGAUAUUAGGCUGUUUUAUGCACUCCUUUGUGUUGAUUUAUGUGUGUAACCUAAUAAAGUGAUAACUAUGA
Messenger RNA from Sardina pilchardus (European sardine), 3587 nucleotides. It is a transcript of the gene pik3ap1, whose product is annotated as phosphoinositide-3-kinase adaptor protein 1. Lineage: Eukaryota; Metazoa; Chordata; Actinopteri; Clupeiformes; Clupeidae. Gene Ontology annotation, molecular function: phosphatidylinositol 3-kinase regulatory subunit binding; signaling receptor binding. The coding region runs from base 195 to 2759 and encodes 854 amino acids. The record is from RefSeq and is a predicted model, not a curated record. Gene Ontology annotation, cellular component: cytosol. The transcript is spliced from 17 exons.